Messenger RNA from Saccharomyces mikatae IFO 1815, 6375 nucleotides. It is a transcript of the gene FLO9, whose product is annotated as flocculin FLO9. The transcript has a single exon. Lineage: Eukaryota; Fungi; Ascomycota; Saccharomycetes; Saccharomycetales; Saccharomycetaceae. Gene Ontology annotation, biological process: flocculation. The record is from RefSeq and is a predicted model, not a curated record. The coding region runs from base 1 to 6375 and encodes 2124 amino acids.
AUGUCUAUAACACAUCAUUUUUUAUUAUUAGCAACUCUUGUGUUACUGGGACUAGCUAAUGUCGCGUCUGCAAUUACAGCAGCGUGCUUGCCAACGAACCUAAGAAAGAAUGGGAUGAAUAUUAACUUUUACCAGUAUUCGUUAAAGGAUUCAUCAACGUACUCAAAUGCAGAAUACAUGGCUUAUCAAUAUGCAAAUAAAGUUAAACUGGGCUCUGUUAGUGGACAGACGGAUAUUUCCAUCAACUAUAAUCUUCCCUGUGUCACCUCUUCAGGUACAUUUAAGUGCCCCCAAGAAAAUGCUUAUGGGGAUUGGGGAUGUAGAGGUAAAGGUCAGUGCUCCAACAGUCAAGGAAUUUCAUACUGGGGUACAGAUCUUUUUGGAUUCUACACUACCCCAACAAAUGUUACUCUAGAAAUGACAGGUUACUUUUUGCCACCAGAGACAGGAUCUUACACGUUUUCUUUUGCUACAGUAGAUGAUUCAGCAAUUCUAUCAAUUGGUGGUUACGCAGCAUUUGAUUGUUGUGCGCAACAACAACCUCCCAUAACAUCGACAAACUUCACAAUUAAUGGUGUCAAGCCAUGGCAUAAAAGCUUGCCAUCUAACAUCAAAGGUUCUGUCUAUAUGUAUGCUGGUUACUACUAUCCGAUGAAGAUCGUUUACUCUAAUGCUGUUUCAUGGGGUUCACUUCCAAUUAGUGUAACACUGCCAGAUGGUACUAUUGUUAGUGAUGAUUUUGAAGGAUAUGUUUAUUCCUUUGAUAACAAUCUAAGUCAACCUAAUUGUACCAUCUUAGAUCCUUCAAAUUAUACAGCUUCAGACAUUAUAACAACCACGACAGAAGCAUGGACUGGAACAUUCACCACUGAAUCUACCCAGAUGACCACUAUUACCGGGCUUAAUGGGUUGAAAACUGACGAAACCAUCAUUGUCAUUAGAACGCCCACCACUGUCAGCACCGUCACCACCACAACAGAAGCAUGGACUGGCACAUUCACUACUGAAUCCACCCAAAGAACUAUUGUUAACGGUACCAAUGGGUUGAAAACUGACGAAACCAUCAUUGUCAUUAGAACGCCCACCACUGUCAGCACCGUCACCACCACAACAGAAGCAUGGACCGGUACGUUUACCACCGAAUCUACCCAGAUGACCACACUCACUGGCACAAAUGGGCUGGCAACUGACGAAACCAUCAUUGUCAUUAGAACGCCCACCACUGUCAGCACCGUCACCACCACAACAGAAGCAUGGACUGGCACAUUCACUACUGAAUCCACCCAAAGAACUAUUGUUAACGGUACCAAUGGGUUGAAAACUGACGAAACCAUCAUUGUCAUUAGAACGCCCACCACUGUCUGCACCGUCACCACCACAACAGAAGCAUGGACUGGCACAUUCACUACUGAAUCCACCCAAAGAACUAUUGUUAACGGUACCAAUGGGUUGAAAACUGACGAAACCAUCAUUGUCAUUAGAACGCCCACCACUGUCAGCACCGUCACCACCACAACAGAAGCAUGGACUGGCACAUUCACUACUGAAUCCACCCAAAGAACUAUUGUUAACGGUACCAAUGGGUUGAAAACUGACGAAACCAUCAUUGUCAUUAGAACGCCCACCACUGUCUGCACCGUCACCACCACAACAGAAGCAUGGACUGGCACAUUCACUACUGAAUCUACCCAGAUGACCACACUCACUGGCACAAAUGGGCUGGCAACUGACGAAACCAUCAUUGUCAUUAGAACGCCCACCACUGUCAGCACCGUCACCACCACAACAGAAGCAUGGACCGGUACGUUUACCACCGAAUCUACCCAGAUGACCACACUCACUGGCACAAAUGGGCUGGCAACUGACGAAACCAUCAUUGUCAUUAGAACGCCCACCACUGUCAGCACCGUCACCACCACAACAGAAGCAUGGACUGGCACAUUCACUACUGAAUCCACCCAAAGAACUAUUGUUAACGGUACCAAUGGGUUGAAAACUGACGAAACCAUCAUUGUCAUUAGAACGCCCACCACUGUCAGCACCGUCACCACCACAACAGAAGCAUGGACCGGUACGUUUACCACCGAAUCUACCCAGAUGACCACACUCACUGGCACAAAUGGGCUGGCAACUGACGAAACCAUCAUUGUCAUUAGAACGCCCACCACUGUCAGCACCGUCACCACCACAACAGAAGCAUGGACUGGCACAUUCACUACUGAAUCCACCCAAAGAACUAUUGUUAACGGUACCAAUGGGUUGAAAACUGACGAAACCAUCAUUGUCAUUAGAACGCCCACCACUGUCAGCACCGUCACCACCACAACAGAAGCAUGGACCGGUACGUUUACCACCGAAUCUACCCAGAUGACCACACUCACUGGCACAAAUGGGCUGGCAACUGACGAAACCAUCAUUGUCAUUAGAACGCCCACCACUGUCAGCACCGUCACCACCACAACAGAAGCAUGGACCGGUACGUUUACUACCGAAUCUACCCAGAUGACCACACUCACUGGCACAAAUGGGCUGGCAACUGACGAGACCGUCAUUGUUAUCAGAACACCAAGCAGUGUCAGCUCAUCCAGUGCUCCAUCAUCAUCAAGUGUAGCAGGUCUGAUCACCACGACCACUGAACCAUGGUCUGGUAGUUUCACCACCACGACCACGGAAAUGAGCACUUUCACCGGUACGAACGGUAACCCAACUGACGAGACCGUCAUUGUCAUCAGAACACCAAGCAGUGUCAGCUCAUCCAGUGCUCCAUCAUCAUCAAGUGUAGCAGGUUUGAUCAUCACCACCACUGAAGCAUGGUCUGGUACGUUCACCACUGAAUCUACCCAGAUAACCACACUCACUGGCACAAAUGGGCUGGCAACUGACGAAACCGUCAUUGUUAUCAGAACACCAAGCAGUGUCAGCUCAUCCAGUGCUCCAUCAUCAUCAAGUGUAGCAGGUCUGAUCACCACGACCACUGAACCAUGGUCUGGUAGUUUCACCACCACGACCACGGAAAUGAGCACUUUCACCGGUACGAACGGUAACCCAACUGACGAGACCGUCAUUGUCAUCAGAACACCAAGCAGUGUCAGCUCAUCCAGUGCUCCAUCAUCAUCAAGUGUAGCAGGUCUGAUCACCACGACUACUGAACCAUGGUCUGGUACUUUCACCACGACAACCACGGAAAUGAGCACUUUCACUGGUACUAAUGGUAACCCAACUGACGAGACCGUCAUUGUUAUCAGAACACCAAGCAGUGUCAGCUCAUCCAGUGCUCCAUCAUCAUCAAGUGUAGCAGGUCUAAUCACCACGACCACUGAACCAUGGUCUGGUACUUUCACCACCACGACCACUCAAAUGACUAUCGUUAACGGUACUGAUGGCAAUCCAACUGACGAAACUGUUAUUGUUAUCAGAACACCAAGCAGUGUCAGCUCAUCCAGUGCUCAAUCAUCAUCAAGUGUAGCAGGUUUGAUCAUCACCACCACUGAAGCAUGGUCUGGUACGUUCACCACUGAAUCUACCCAGAUAACCACACUCACUGGCACAAAUGGGCUGGCAACUGACGAAACCGUCAUUGUUAUCAGAACACCAAGCAGUGUCAGCUCAUCCAGUGCUCCAUCAUCAUCAAGUGUAGCAGGUCUAAUCACCACGACCACUGAACCAUGGUCUGGUACUUUCACCACCACGACCACUCAAAUGACUAUCGUUAACGGUACUGAUGGCAAUCCAACUGACGAAACUGUUAUUGUUAUCAGAACACCAAGCAGUGUCAGCUCAUCCAGUGCUCAAUCAUCAUCAAGUGUAGCAGGUUUGAUCAUCACCACCACUGAAGCAUGGUCUGGUACGUUCACCACUGAAUCUACCCAGAUAACCACACUCACUGGCACAAAUGGGCUGGCAACUGACGAAACCGUCAUUGUUAUCAGAACACCAAGCAGUGUCAGCUCAUCCAGUGCUCCAUCAUCAUCAAGUGUAGCAGGUUUGAUCAUCACCACCACUGAAGCAUGGUCUGGUACGUUCACCACUGAAUCUACCCAGAUAACCACACUCACUGGCACAAAUGGGCUGGCAACUGACGAAACCGUCAUUGUUAUCAGAACACCAAGCAGUGUCAGCUCAUCCAGUGCUCCAUCAUCAUCAAGUGUAGCAGGUCUAAUCACCACGACCACUGAACCAUGGUCUGGUACUUUCACCACCACGACCACUCAAAUGACUAUCGUUAACGGUACUGAUGGCAAUCCAACUGACGAAACUGUUAUUGUUAUCAGAACACCAAGCAGUGUCAGCUCAUCCAGUGCUCAAUCAUCAUCAAGUGUAGCAGGUCUGAUCACCACGACCACUGAACCAUGGUCUGGUACUUUCACCACCACGACCACGGAAAUGAGCACUUUCACCGGUACGAACGGUAACCCAACUGACGAGACCGUCAUUGUUAUCAGAACACCAAGCAGUGUCAGCUCAUCCAGUGCUCCAUCAUCAUCAAGUGUAGCAGGUCUGAUCACCACGACUACUGAACCAUGGUCUGGUACUUUCACCACGACAACCACGGAAAUGAGCACUUUCACUGGUACUAAUGGUAACCCAACUGACGAGACCGUCAUUGUUAUCAGAACACCAAGCAGUGUCAGCUCAUCCAGUGCUCCAUCAUCAUCAAGUGUAGCAGGUCUAAUCACCACGACCACUGAACCAUGGUCUGGUACUUUCACCACCACGACCACUCAAAUGACUAUCGUUAACGGUACUGAUGGCAAUCCAACUGACGAAACUGUUAUUGUUAUCAGAACACCAAGCAGUGUCAGCUCAUCCAGUGCUCAAUCAUCAUCAAGUGUAGCAGGUCUGAUCACCACGACCACUGAACCAUGGUCUGGUACUUUCACCACCACGACCACUCAAAUGACUAUCGUUAACGGUACUGAUGGCAAUCCAACUGACGAGACCGUCAUUGUUAUCAGAACACCAAGCAGUGUCAGCUCAUCCAGUGCUCCAUCAUCAUCAAGUGUAGCAGGUCUGAUCACCACGACUACUGAACCAUGGUCUGGUACUUUCACCACGACAACCACGGAAAUGAGCACUUUCACUGGUACUAAUGGUAACCCAACUGACGAGACCGUCAUUGUUAUCAAAACCCGAAGCAGUGCCAGCCCAUCUAGUGUUACAUCAUUCACUCCAGGAAGUGUCAUUAGUUCUGUCACACCUUCUCACCCAAUUAUCACGCCCUUGUACCCCAGCAACGGAAGUUCAGUUAUCAGUUCUUCUACUGAAUUCAAGGAACACCAAAUAACGGUAAAUUCAAUAUCUACCCUGAUGUGUUCCUCUUGUGAGUCAUCUGUAUCCAUAUUUACAUCUUCUGUUAUAAGCACUAGUCCUUCCGAAACUCAAACUGGUCGAAUUGAUUCUUCUGGCAGCAACUUUAAAAAUUAUGAAACGAGUUACUCUUUUACCUCUAGUUUAGUAAUUUCUAAGACCUCUAGACCUUUUGCCAUUCAAUAUUCAUCUUCCAUUCCCACUACUGGUAUUGUCAGUGUUGCAAUUGAAUCCGAGCUUCCUGACAGUAACACAGAAAUUAUUGGUUUAACUUCUACAUCAUCAUCCAACACACAAAAUACCGGAAACAAAAUUAUUCCUGGACUCUACCAUGACCCUACUACUACCCAAAAAAUAACUACAACGGCUACAAAAAGAAGUGAGAAAAUCACUUCGGUUACUGUAACUUCCUGUAAAUCUCAUAUGUGUACUGAAUCGAUUUUCUCUGUCGCCGUUACCACAGCCACAACUACCGUUAGCAGUAUAACUACAAAAUAUAACACGUGGGACCCUAUUUCUAGUGUAGGCUCAACAGAAAAAAAUUCAUUAUUUACAGACACUCCUUGUGAGUCUAGUAUCUGUUUCAACACCGUUCCACCUGCUAUUAUCUCUACAACCACAACUCCUAUCAAUUAUGUCACUACAGUUAAUCCCACACUGAACCCACAGACUACAAAUGAGGCAGAUGCUAGUUCCGGAAUUCUCACUAGCACCACUGGUGCUCGUACUAGUUCAGAAUCUGCUAUAGCAAACACAAUAAGUAACAGAAACGGUGCAUUAUCGUCUUCAGGAUCUGGUCAUGCUGAAGCACACUCAAAAAUUACGACCAAUAAUAUCAGCAACAUAAAUACCAUUUCCUUCUCAUCAGAAACUGCUAACACCAGGAAAUCUACAACUUCGCAGUUGGGCAUUGUCUCCCAACAAUCUCUUACCACCUACAUAAGUGCAAUGCUUCAAUUCAGUUCUGCCUCUUUAGAAAUAUCAAGCUACUUAGGUAUCGCGAAUGAUCUAGUAGCCAAUAGUGCUCUAUGUGUCUUUAUUUCCUCCGUAUUGCUGGCAAUCGUAUGA